CAACACAACGCCGCAAGCCAGUUGCCGUCAUCCAACCCCAGAUUUCGGAGCCCAUUGAUGCACUGAAGCCAGCACGCUGCGCCUGUGCACCUUUCAGGACGCAGCACGACCAGCAUGUGUCAAAAUGCUGGAGGUGUUGAUGCGACCUGCGGCCCAUGUUGCCACGAGAGAAUCAUGGCAAGCCAGCCGGGUUUAGGGGACUCCCCAGGCCGGGUUUCCACUGGAAGACACGACACCCGUCACAACAUGGCGCUUGUCAGCGCUGACGUGCGACGCGCUACAGAGACGUACGGUGUGCAGGAAUGCCCCUGGACACCCCGUUUCAAUUCAACCCUGGCACGGGCCCGCCACCCUGUCGUGUUAUCCGCUUGCACGACACUGCCCCGACACUGCUGUGUGCUUCUGUGCCGUGUAUCAACAAAGCGCAAGGGAUGGUUGUUCAUAUGCAUCGGCCCAAGCACAAACUCAGCCAGCCCCAGGCUCGCCCACCUAACUCUGCCAACCGUACGUGGCAGCAAGCCACUCGCCCUCGUCGCCCAAACCCUCCCAAACCUACCGUGACACCGUCAGUCAGUCCCCACCGACAUGUAGCUGUACACACCCCUACAAUCACAAGUAAGCCUUCAACCAGGCCAGGGCCUUUAACGGGUAAGCUGUUGCUCCGCAUCGGCAGCACCUGGGGGUCCUGAACUUAGGUCGGCCUGUCCCAGGAGGUUGGUUGUGGGACUAGCCAUCCUUCACCCUCCUUCCGGUCAAGGCCUUCCUGCCUACAAAAUAAUCCUCUGCAUUACAGAUACAUAAUGUCUUCAUCAUCUUCAGUAGCUGCAGCAGCCGAACAGCAGCAGGGAGUCGAGUCCCAGAGCGCCUGCGCUGCCUCGGGAGGUCGCCGGCCCCCACUGCUGACCGCGUUGCCAACUCCGCAGCCCAGGCGGCGCGAUCUCCUACCACUCGUGGCGCUGGCUGUGGUGACGCUGCUGCUGAUCGUGUCCAGCCUACCACUCCUGGUGGUAUCGACGAGGCAUGGCUCGCUGCCCAGACACGGCGCCCAGGGCUACAGAUCUGGCGGCUGCAGCGGCGGCUGGCUGCGGCGGCAGGGGCCGUGCGUGCAGCAAGAGGGCGCACAGACAGCUCUGACGGCCCAAGGCGCAUCAGCGGCUGCAGCAACGGCCACCAAAUCCCCAACAACAGCAGAUGCACCCGCCACAAAGGACAGCGCUGACGCUGAUUCGCUCCAGCAUCGCAGCCUCCUGUCCAACACUGUCACGCCAGCCCCUGAAACUGGCAGCGGGCGUAAUGGCGGCGCCGGGGCUGGCGCGGCGCCGGUGACGCCGCCUCAGCUGACUGUGGUGUUGCCCACCACAUUCAAGGACACGGCCCGGGCGCUAGCGUCCCUCAGCUCGGUGCGACUGCACAUGCACCCGGACCUCCUGGCUGAGGUGAUGCUCGUCACGCCAUGGGAGGAGUUCCUAGCGCUGCGGCACGCACUCGCAUCCACACUGGCAGGGCCCAGCUGCCCCGCCGACUGCUACAGCCCACCUGGCGCCGGUAGCGCUCCAGCCAGCGACGGCAGCCGUGGCAGUAGCAGCGGCAGCAGUGCCAGCGGCAGGCGGGUCAGCCGCGUGCCAGCUGCGUUGCGGGCUGCGGGCCUGUCGCCGCGCCUCAGUGCCGAAGCUGACCUCGAUGAGGGUGCCGGUCAUGGCAGUGCCGGCAGCAGCGGUGUCGUGUGCCCCAGCCAGUGCGGCCCGCCGGUGUGGGUGGUGCCGGAACACGUGGUGCUGCGUGUCAGCCGCCGGGAGCUCCAGUCCUUCCGCCCCAAUGGGUACCGGCUGCAGAUGGUCCUGAAGCUGGCGGUCAGCUGGCUCGUGUCCACUCCGCAUUACCUGGUCCUGGACAGUGAUGUGCUCCAAGUGAGGCACGUGAGCCCCGCCAACGCGCACUGGCUGUUCCCCGCGCCCGGCCGCGCGCUGUACCAGCCCCAGCGCCGCGCCACGCACGCCAAGUGGUGGGCCGCGAGCGAGGCGCUGCUGGGGCUGCGCGGCUGCCUGGACCGACUGGACGUGCGGGGGCAGGGCCUCGACGCACACGUGUUCGGCGUCACGCCAGCAAUCCUGUCGACACGCAUUGCUGCGGAGACGGCGGCGUAUUGGGAGCGCAGCGUGUCGGCUGUGGCAAGGGCGGGCAAUGCCUCGGCUCCAGCGGCGGCUUCGAGGAAGAAGGGCCGGGGGGCGGGAGGCAGCGCCGGCAGCGCUUCGCGUGCACUGCUCGGUGACGCCAGUGGCGGGGACGGGGCCUCACAGCAUCAGCAGCAUCAGGUUCCGCUCCGCACACUGCGUCAAGCCAGCGCCACCUCCACCACCACCACAACCACCGCUUCCACCACCGCCGCAGCCCUCUCCGCCCCCACCACCUCCUCCGCUGUUGGCGGGCGCGCCGCCUGGCAGGCCGCGCUGUCUGUGCUGCUGCCGGCGCGGCGGCCGUUCUUCACCGAGUACACCAGCUAUCACCUUGUGGCAGAGUGCGUCAUGGGCGUUGGAACACUGCUGCAGCACCACGUCAGCCCCUGGGCCCCGCGGGACCCCGCCACGCCGGCGCCUGCUGCUGCCGCUGUGGAUGCGGCCGCAACUGGUGGCACGAAAAGUAGCAACAGCAGUAGCAGUGCCACGGGGAAUAAGCCGGAGCAGGCGCCGCGGCUGUACCGCGGUUUGUGGCGGCGCGGCGGCGGCGGCGCAAGGGGUAACAAUGCCAGCGGCGGCAUGGCUUUCGACUGGAGUGACCCGCACGCGCGUGUCACGCCCUGCGCCGACUGCGUGUUCAUGGUGGUGCAGAGCAACAUGGGUGCGCCCGAGCGCCGCGUGGUUGGGGACCUGCAGCAGCAGCUGCUGCUGCGGCAGGAGCUGGAGGGGGAGGCGGCGGCGGCAUGAAUGCGACAUGAUAAGAAGGGACAGUCCGACUGAUGAAGGUGCACCGCACCCAUGGCCGCAUGGUUAUUGGGGGCUUGGGGAUCAACCCACGGGAUCAACCGUACUAGGGCACAGACCUGUGCACAAGUGCAGGGGGGGGCGGCGGGUGGUGCAGAGGCUGGCCGGGUUGGCACGAGUGCCAGCGCCCGCUCGUGCACGCUGCUGUCUGCUUCCAUCUCCACUCUCCUGCACCAGAGCUUUGACCCGUAUUGUAAUGCUCAGGCCAG
This is a messenger RNA of Chlamydomonas reinhardtii, 3187 nucleotides long. RefSeq lists its product as uncharacterized. NCBI's taxonomy places the organism in Eukaryota, Viridiplantae, Chlorophyta, Chlorophyceae, Chlamydomonadales, Chlamydomonadaceae. The record is from RefSeq and is a predicted model, not a curated record. Bases 801 to 2921 code for a protein of 706 amino acids. The transcript has 6 exons.